Physcomitrium patens is the source of this 1090-nucleotide messenger RNA. Its product is annotated as octanoyltransferase LIP2, mitochondrial. NCBI's taxonomy places the organism in Eukaryota, Viridiplantae, Streptophyta, Bryopsida, Funariales, Funariaceae. Gene Ontology annotation, biological process: protein lipoylation. The record is from RefSeq and is a predicted model, not a curated record. Gene Ontology annotation, molecular function: lipoyl(octanoyl) transferase activity.
CAUCCGAGGUGUAGAAAUCGCGGCGUCGACACCUCGGCGAGAGCGGAGCCUUGUAAUUUGCAAAUUUUGGUUGGUGGCAGCGAUGGUGGCAGGGAAGAGAUUAGAAGUGUGGCGGAUGCGUGGGCUUGUGAAGUAUGCCGAAUCGGAGCUCCUGCAGCGGCAGCUUGUGGAGCGGAGACGGCAGGGAAGCGCUGAUGUGCUUCUCUCGUUGCAGCACCCACCUACAUUCACAGUAGGCAAACGUCGCACGCUCCACAAUUUGCUAGCGUCGCCUGCGGAGCUGAAGGCCAUUGGAGCGGAGGUGCACAUCACCGAGAGAGGGGGUGACAUCACUUACCACGGCCCUGGGCAGGCGGUACUCUACCCGAUACUAGGAUUACGAGAGUUGCGAGUCGGGGUGCGGGCUUUUGUUGAACGAUUGGAGGAUGUGAUGGUGGAUGUGUGCAAAUUUCAUGGGGUGAAUGCUCGCGGGAGGAUGGACAAGGAGACGGGGGUUUGGGUGGAAGGUUUGCGGAAGAUUGGCGCUAUUGGUGUUAAGGUUUCCUCUGGUAGCAUUACCUCCCAUGGACUAGCGUUCAAUAUCAAUCCCGAUUUGGUUUACUUCGAUCACAUAGUGCCGUGCGGUAUUCGGGAUAAGGAGGUGACUUCGCUGAGGAAAGAGAUUUCUCCCGUGGUACCGGAUGCCGAGGAGGUGACGGAGCAGCUGAUUCAGAGCUUGGCCAAGCAAUUUGGAUUUGAAGCGGUCGUUGAUAUGGAGCCCUUAUAGUUCAUGGCCAUGUUCAUCAAGUGCUUCUCGAUUAUCCUAAUGGCAGUUCGGAUUGCUUCGAAUGCGAAUUGAUGUUGCACUGUAACGUUUUUUCCGAAGAUUUGAAUGUUGUAGACUAGAACGAGAACAGAACUACAAAGCAACUAAACGGAAAUUCGCUGUCAGCUCAAGUUCUAAAAUUCUAGCUGUGUAGCUUUUUUAAAAGGAUUUUGUAGUUAUGCGUAUGAUGGACAUGAGACGAACAAUCAUAUUAAUCCCGUCUUCUGUUGUUGCAAAUGUUUGGAAUGACUAAAUUGCUGCAGUAAUGGAGUGAGUAAGGAGCUA